Molecule: messenger RNA, 1569 nt
Organism: Hyaloscypha bicolor E
Lineage: Eukaryota; Fungi; Ascomycota; Leotiomycetes; Helotiales; Hyaloscyphaceae
Product: general substrate transporter
Exons: 3
Coding region: 1-1569 (522 amino acids)
Biological process (GO): carbohydrate transport; transmembrane transport
Cellular component (GO): plasma membrane
Molecular function (GO): carbohydrate:proton symporter activity
Source: RefSeq, a predicted model, not a curated record
AUGCUCACCUUCCUCGCUGUCCUGCUCGGCGCGAUCGCGUCCAUGGGUGGCUUCAUCUUUGGCUACGAGUCUGGUCAAAUCUCCGGUUUCCUCGCCAUGGCCGACUUCCUCGCGCGCUUCGGCGAGAACGGCCAGUUCAGUGCUGCGCGCCAAGGAACAAUCGUGGGCUUGCUCUGCAUCGGUACGCUCGUUGGCUGUCUUGCCUCUGGAUGGAUCUGCGAUCGCCUUGGCCGCAAGUGGACCAUCUCUUCCGCGGCGUUCUUCUAUAUCAUUGGUGUUGUUAUUGAGGUUUCGUCCGAGAAGCAAUGGGUGCAGUUUGCGAUGGGACGAUUCACCGCUGGGAUGGGUAUUGGUGCGCUGAGCACGAGUGUGCCGAUGUAUCAGAGUGAGAGUGUACCGAAGAAUAUUCGAGGUGCGACGGUUGCUUCGUAUCAGCUGAUGAUAACGCUUGGUAUUUGGACUGCUUAUAUGAUCAACUGGCACACUGAAGCUGCUUUCGGCAACUCUGCCCAAUGGAGAAUCCCCAAUGCUCUUUCCAUGCUGUGGGCUCUCAUCCUAGGCGGUUCCAUCCUGUUCAUGCCGGAAUCUCCACGAUUCGCCUACCGCAUGGGCCGGGUGGAGGAAGCACGGAACACAUUGGCUAGGUUGAACGGUGUCGAUCCCUACUCCAAGCUGAUUGACGACGAGGUCAAGGAAAUCGAUGAUAAGUUGAAGGCAGACAACGCUCAGGGCGUUGCCCCAUGGUAUGAGAUCUUCACCGGACCAAGCAUGCUCUACCGUACCCUUCUCGGCAUGAUCCUCCAAGCUGGUCAGCAGCUCACUGGCGCCAACUUCUUCUUUUACUACGGCACAACUGUCUUCAAGUCCACUGGUAUUGAGAACUCCUACAUCACCUCCAUAAUUCUCGGUUCUGUCAACGUGGGAGCUACCAUUGGUGGUCUCUGGAUAGUCAAGAACUGUGGUCGCCGCAAGGCUUUGAUGGCUGGCGCUGCAUGGAUGUUCAUGUGCUUCAUGAUCUACGCUUUCGUCGGCUCCUUCGUUCUCGACGCCAAUAACCCCAUGGCUACCCCCACCGCUGGUAAAGUCUUGAUUGUCUUCACCUGUCUCUUCAUCGUAGCCUUCGCCACAACCUGGGGCCCUCUCGUCUGGGCUGUCGUCGGAGAAAUGUACCCGUCCCGCUACCGUGCUCCUGCCAUGGCUGUUGCCACUGCCUCGAACUGGCUCUUCAACUUCCUGAUCUCCUUCUUCACAACCUUCAUCACGAACGCGAUCCACUACUUCUACGGUCUCGUCUUCGGCGGCUGCUGCUUGGCGCUGUUCUUCAUUGUUUAUUUCUUCAUGAUGGAGACCAAGGACCGCAGCUUGGAGGAGAUCGAUACUAUGUAUACUUCUGGCGUUAACCCACGGAAGAGCGCUGGCUGGAAGCCCAGUGUCUUGCCUGCUGAUGUUAAGGUGGCUGAGAAUAAGGAGACUGUCCCGGCUCGUUUGAUGGCCCACGAUGAGCGAGCCUUCCCUGAGAAUCCGAACUCGAAGCCGGCGAUGGCUCAGAACCCGACUCAGGCCGUUUAA